Molecule: messenger RNA, 4708 nt
Organism: Haliotis rufescens (red abalone)
Lineage: Eukaryota; Metazoa; Mollusca; Gastropoda; Lepetellida; Haliotidae
Product: high affinity copper uptake protein 1-like
Exons: 5
Coding region: 596-1138 (180 amino acids)
Biological process (GO): copper ion transmembrane transport
Cellular component (GO): membrane
Molecular function (GO): copper ion transmembrane transporter activity
Source: RefSeq, a predicted model, not a curated record
AUGAAACAAUCGAAACCAAACACUUUUUUUAUAUUUAUGAGUUAAGUUUUGGCUUUUAAAAAUUAAGUGAUAUGCACAUGAAGUAGCACUUUCGUCACUUCCAACUAUUUCAAAUCACUGGCCAUUAAAAUAUUUCAGAUUGACACCUGCCAAGCCCAGGGUCUCAUUCGAAGUGGGUGUGGCUUAUGUUACUGUGAAUCGGCAACCUGUUUUAGAGUUAAUUGUAGUCUAAUCAAUGUUGUAAUCGGCUGUCGAAGUGUUAAAAUAUCCGCUACUCUGUUAAAAUAUAUCUGUGUCAAUUGAGAAGGAAGACUGAAAUAUUAAGCUGCAAUUACAAUUAUUUCGUGGCGACUUUAUAGAACAUGCCCGUGGCGGAUCUGAUUAGCUGACAUUCACGUGACGUAGAUUUAGAUGACCCGUGUCAGGUCACCGCGAGAGAAACAGUUCGCUGAUACGCAGGUGAGCCUGUCUAAGAAGUUGCUCUUAGUGUGAUUGGACGUGGGAUACUCUGAACUAUUAAGCUUUGGAAAGUCGGAUCUGAUUCCUAAUACACUGUCACUUCUCAAGUUGAAAUCCACGACAGACAACACUAGACAUGGCGCAUAACCACAACCACAUGGACAUGUCAACCAUGAAACCAGGCAUGGGCGACAUGAUGAACAUGAACAUGAGCAACGCCAACUGCAUGAUGAUGAUGUAUUUCCAUACAGGAACCUGUGAAUAUGUGUUGUUUGAGAAGAUAGUUGUAAGCAAUGCUGGACAGAUGGGCGGUGCUUGUGUCGUGAUAUUUUUCCUUGCCAUGCUGUACGAGGGGCUGAAGUGUCUCAGAGAGUACCUCAUCCAGAAGAACAAUGUCGGGACAAAGUACUACAACACCACUCUCCCAGCCGGGUCAUCGAAAGAAAAUAUGGUCAUGGAAUCGAAGGAAACUGUCCACGGGAAGAUGUUGAGUGGCGGCCACUUCCUCCAAACAAUCCUCCAUAUGGUGCAAGUGUUCGUCAGCUACUGUCUCAUGCUGGUCUUCAUGACAUACAAUGUCUGGCUGGGUCUUGCCGUCAUUCUUGGAGCAGGAGCAGGCUAUUUCUUUUUCGGCUGGAAAAGAGCAGUGGUCGUGGACAUUAAUGAACACUGUCAUUAAAACUUACUGAAUUAUACACAAUGUCAAGUAUCCUGGGACUCCAUUUUGUAUAUUUUGUCAAAGAAAACCUAAAACAUCUACGUGACAAAAUCUAAAGCUUGUAUCAAAACUUGAGAUUUUGAAUCCAAAAGACUCGCAUGAAUUGUACAAAUAUUAAUAGGUAUUUUUAUUUGUAUUUUUUAAGGAACUGUUAUAUACUCACUGACAAAAGAAACGCUUACCAUAGAAACAUAUAGAGAUGCAUGGACGUUAAGCAUGUUAAGAAGAGAUGUUUCUAACGUGUACCACUUCAUGACAAAACAAUCAGUCAAGUGUGACCACAGACUAUCUUUGUUCAUUAACGAUUUCCAAACUUUACACACUAAUCCUGCACGAGAAUGGUGCAUCUCGAGUCAUGGAUCUAUGACGUCGCAUGUGAUGUGUUCAUGAGCGUCGGUUCACACAACAUACCAGUAUGUUCAUUUGUGCAUCGAACCAAUCUAAUAUCUCUUAAGUAUGAGUAGAAUCUAAUUCUUCAUAUAUUAACAAAGUUAUGGUAUUCACAUUUCUUUUGUCUGUGAGAAUAUAUGUGCAACAUUAGAUUGUAAAGAUGUUUUGACCCUUUCUCUUGGGCUAGCCUGGUAGUUAGGUUGUUAGCUUGUCAAUGUGCUCUAUUUUCGUAGAUUUUGAAAAAUCUGCAAUUUCAUUUUGAUAACUGAACCGCCGAUAAAUGCUGAAAAUAUGAUACAACGACACUGUAUGUUCUAAAAAUGGCUGCAAGUACUAAGAAGGAAUGAAACAGUAUUUCAGUAAUGAUUGAUUUCGAACAGUUGCAGACCAUUGUUUUGGGAUAAUCAAAUUUGCUUUUGGUAUGCUGAUAUAAGCAUGUCUUCAAUUUUUGUUUGUUUAAUCAAAAAAAGCAAAACAUUUCAUAAUAAAAAAAUAAUGAUAUGGAUUAAUAGUAAGUCAUGCUUCACACACACACCAAAAAAAACAACAACCCGCACACACACACACAAUCACACACACACACACAAUCACACACACACACGCACACAAAACACACACACACACAUAAAACACACGCACACACACAUAUUAAUAGGCAACACAAACUACUAUAAUGAACAUUAAACAUCCAUGUCUUCAUAUACCAUGAAGGUGCUAAUUAAUGUAAAGAUGAAGUCUGCAAAGCAGUGAUGUCAUCUUUUACAUUGUGUGAAAUAUAUGUGAAUGGUUCACUGAUCGAUGAAGUCAAGGCGAUACAGAUUUUCAUAUAUAACGUUUAAUUAGAGUUUGUGUUGUACCAAUUGACUGAUAGGUGCCACAUAUAGCUGUGCAGAGUUACCUUCCUUAGUGGCACCAGGAUCAGCUGUCUUAGAUGCGUAUCCCUGACUAUACCCCUUGGUCAGUCAGCCCAUGCCCAAGCUCAGCGGUUUCACACAAGUGGUAAACAUCUACAACUUACGUCUCAUAAAGCAGGAAUAUUGCUGAGUGUGGCGCUAAGCAACACAAUUAAACAAACAACUUGUGACACCCAGGGUUUUCCUUCACAUUCACCAGACACAUAAGGAAAACCCAGCCCAACUUAUUUAGAUGCAGGGGCUCAAAUGACCCGGUCGUCUAAGGCGCUGAGUUGCCUCCCUUGCAACCUAUGAUCAUGGGUUCGAAUCCCAUCUUUCUUGGUUUACAGUUUACACAUCAAGUAUUAAAUGUCUGAGCUGUGCAUCAUGAUGUACUUGGUGCACAUUCAUACAUCUGAAGGAAGUUUUAUACUGUAUGUUUAUAAUAAGAACCAGGAAUAAUAUUUCAUUAAUCUUUUGAAUGGCACAAUAGAUCGGACUACUGCUAACAAAGUCGUCACGUGCUGGGGAGGAUCUUGUGGGCCCAUUUGCCAAGGGAGGCAACUCCAGUUACUUAAGGGAGGGAACUCCAGUUGCAUAAGGGAGGGAACUCUGGACAUUCAGUUAUUGCAUGGUGAGAGUGAUAGAGUCAGCUCAAACUGACCCUGGAUUUCAUUGAUGAUGAAAAUUAUAAUGAUAUAACAUAAUACCAUAUAGCCAGACAAAAUGUAACACUUUACUUAAGGUAUGCCAGUCAUAAUAAUCCAUUGUAUAAUUGUACAGAAGGUUCCACAUAAUGGCUUGGUUUGGUUUAUGUUACAAUCAUGGUCAGCUUGACCACAGGAUUCACUUACAAAAAACAACAACAACAACAACCAGUGUUGUGAUUAAAUAUAUAUUGAUACCACAUUGAGCAAAGUGACUUUUUUAUCAUAUUUGAGUUAUGAUAUUCAGGAGCUGACCAGUUGCAACAAUAUAUCAAUAACCUGUAGAAUAGAUGUAUCAGUGCUUUUUUGCAUGUCAGCAUUGAAAUAUUUUGUGGUCCAUUAAAUACAGGAAAUUUUAGCAGAUCAAAACUUCGAAACCAGAUCAAUUAUUUUCUGGAGAAUUUUUUUUUUUUAAAUGUCGCUACACUAAAUAAAGAUUUUUUGCAUGUUUGUUAAAUGUUAUUGCAAGAGUAUAUAUUUCGGAGAAUAAUCUCAAUCCUUUGAGAAUUUAUGAACUCGUGGUUAAAGUGUUUUCUUGUCACGCAACAGACCAGGGUUUGAGUUUGUUUGUUGAGUGUGUGGAGAAGGAGUGAGCCUAAUUCUGGUACAGCGUAAAACAACAUUCUCUCAAAUUACCAUCUUGCUUCAGAAUCAGGAACAAAUACUGCCAGCACAAGCUAUGUUUUGUCCAGUGGAAGGUCAUGAAUAUAUUUGCAUAACAUUUUGUGUGUUCAUAAUAUUGUCUUUCAUGUUGAUGUUUAUUUCAUAAUUCUGAUGUAGUUUACAUUUUAACGAAUAUUUGUUAAUUGUGUACAUUACUUUUUCUUUGAAAUGACAUAAGUUGACCAAAGGAUAUUGAUUUUAUGAUUUUAUGAAUAUUACCUUUUUGUAUGUUUUGCAUUAAUUUAGUUGAAGACAUUUCUAUAAAGUCUACAGAACGGGGAAGUGGGGUAGCCUAUAGGUGAGGGUGUUCGCUUGUCACGUUGAAGGCCCGGGUUCAAUUCCCCGCAUGUGCACAAUGUGUGAAACCCAUCUCUGGUGUCCACUGCUGUGAUAUUGCUGAAAUAUAUCUGAAAGCGGCGUAAGAUUCAACUCCCUCACUCCUGUAACAUACAAUCCUGGGAUAAAAGGAACCUUGAGAAGUUUCCUAAACAAUCUUGAAAUGUUUUACAGUUGGUGUAAAUUGAUUGACAGAAGUACAAAAUAUGCUGUUGAAAAGAACAAAUUGUUAUUAUGAUCCACAUGAAAAUGUCUGACAAGGCUUAAAAAAUAGUAAGAAUUGGUUCUCAGGCAAUGACUUUUGAAAUUAUAGUGUGAGCGGGCGGUGGUUUUUGUUUUUGCUUGUUCAAACUAGUAUGUAACCAAAUAAACAGUUGUGUACCAUCAACCUCGGAAAGGGCCUCCCUAUAUCACUAUAUAAUAAGCAUUCAACUCCUUUUACAACCAUUACACGAGAUGCACAGUAAAGCAGUGCUCUUGUAGAGGGAAUAACUGCAUGUUAUACUGGAUCGCGUUGUUUUUAAGUAUAAGGAAAAUGGAAA